CUUUUUCUUUUUCUUAAACUUUUUUUUAUAUUAUAUAUAUUUCCCCCAAAACCAAAGAAAGAAAAUGAUAUUAAAAUUGCUCUGUGCAAUCAUUGUAUUGUUAUCUGUGGUGGAUGCUUACUUCUAUGUACCAAAUUUCAUGUCAAAUCUACCAUUUCGAGGCGGCAUGUCCACCGCCACAAGAAAUGGUAACAGUUUGCUGAUGUUUGGCGGUGAAAAUGCAACCAAUUCAUACACAAACGAUUUUUAUCAAUUAACGCAAACCUCAGAAACAUUUAAUUGGCAAAUUCUUGAACAAAAUAACCCACCCCCUGGUACCUUGUAUGGUCAAGCAGUUGUUACCAAUAACAACAACAAUAUGUACCUCCUUGGAGGCUUGACAAACACAACCAGCACGCAGAUGUCUGCCUUGCAGACCUACCAAUUUUCCUUCGAGUCAAACACCUGGACAGCCUCUCCUAACAACUCGGUUGUCAUGACAAAUACCACCCAGCUUCCUUACAACAGAAAGUUGCAUACAGCCACCUAUGAUAACCAAAACAACAUUUAUAUCUAUGGCGGUGCUUUCAACGACAGCAUCAUUUUUAACGACUUUUUCUAUAUGGAUAGUACGACUCAACAAUAUACAAGCUUACCCACUACUGGUAUCCCGCAUUAUGGUCACACCGCCUCUUUACUUAGUAAUGGCAAACUCGUCAUUAUUGGUGGUGUAGUUCAAGACCCUACCGGUAACAAAAUCCUAAAGGACAUGAAUACUGUAUUUGUGUUUGAUACAAAGGCACGUACUUGGGAAAAUGUCAAUGUUACUGGUUCAGUUCGACCAUCCAGUAGAACAUCUCAUUCAGCUAUAGUUACUUCGGACGACAGAAUCAUCAUCUUUGGUGGUGAUAAUGGAAACAUUCAAAGACAAAGAAUGUAUUUGAACGCAAUUGGUAUUUUGGACACAAAGACCUGGACAUGGACUGUACCUUCUGUUCCUGGUAUUCCACCUUCCAGACGUUCUUAUGCUUCUGCUGGUCUUUUAAACGGAAACUACUUGACUGUUGCUUUUGGUACAUCACAGAAUGCUUACUACAAUGAUAUUAAUGUGUAUGACAUUACUGGCAACAAAUGGCUUCAGUCUUUCACUCCCUCCGAAGAGAGUUACAGCUCCGGGUUGUCAGGUGGCAUAAUCGCUGGUGUAACCGUGGCCUGUGUUGUCCUUCUCGUCAUCAUUUUAUUUUUACUUUGGAAAUUUCAAAGCUAUGUCAGAUGGGUCUUCAACCGUCUUCAUCGUGAUAUUUGGAAGCCGCGUACUGGUGAGCCCGUUUGGGCAGAGACCACCCGAAUCAUUUUCCAGGUCAUCUUAUUGUUCAUUUUUUCUGUUUUUCUCGCAUUCGUUCUUCGCCAAGCUAUUGACAGUCCGAACAUUACGCAAACGAUUGAAGAACCUGCUGCAUCCGUCCAAGUCCCGGAUGUACGUUUCUGUUUCGACGGAUUCCCUCCUUACCCUACAACCGACAUUAGAACACCCGGUGUCACUUGUCAGACAGACACUGGUUACUCAUGCACUCAAUUUAUUCGUCCAUUGAAUAUGUCUGUUUUUCAGCCCACUUUUGCUGAUAAUUUGGGUUCAGUCAACUGCUUCCUUUUUAGAUCGCCUACUGAUUUCAUCCUUACAUCUACUUCGGGUCAGAACAAUGGCUCCAGACUAUUAUUCACAUUUUGGGGAGAUCAAGCCAUCGACUAUGGAAGAAUACACACAUCCAUCUAUCCAAAGACAAUGAACCCUAACACAGUCAUUUAUAACCUCUUGGAUGGUCCCACCACAUUGAUGCCAGAAAAUGCCGUCUUGAACUGGCAAAUCAACGAAAGAAAUGAUAUCCAGGCAACCAAUGUCUAUGAUAUCCAACCUUUCACGUAUAGUGCUCUCUCUUACAAUUUAGUCAACCAUAAAUAUUUACAAUCGGUAGGCUGGAAUUAUGUUGGAUUCUUACCCAUUUCGAAUUCGACACCUGAAGUGGUCACCAAUUUCCGUCAAGAAGCACCCAACCCACGAUACACUGCAGGUCAUACCGAUCUUGGUUUAAUUGCCAUCUUUCCCCAAGCCUUUGUCAAUACAAUUAAGCGAGAGGUCAAGAUGUAUACGUUGGUCAAUGCUCUUGGUUUUGUGGGUGGUAUAUUUGGUCUCUUGAUAGCCAUUCAAACAUGGCUGUUUGGUUUCCGUCCUAGAUCUCCUUGGGGUGUGGUUCAUCGAUGGAGUACGGGUGAUAUGAAACGUUCAUUAUUGAGUGGUCUUCGAUCCAAGUUUAAGAUUACAGAAUCGGGUAUUCCCUUAGUGCAUCCUGUGCAUCACCGGUUUAGUGUCACUGAUUUAAACCAUGAGGAAUUUGACGAACCAGAAACACAACGUAUUCAUCGCGUAGAAGAGCGUAUGCAAAUGUUGGAAAUGUUGUUUAAAGCUUAUUAUGUGGAUGACGAGGUAUUUAGAUCGUUAGAUGAUGCGAAUCGAGCUGGCCAACUGAAUCGCAUGACGCAAGGGAGAGCGGGUGGUGGACAUCCUAUGAACGAUAGUGGGCGAUUCCCACCCCCUAGUUUUUCAACAGCAGCCCCCAGAACUGAAAAGAUGAUUGAUGAUGAAAUGUCCACUGGUACAAGCAGCAUGGGAAAACUUUAUCCUAAUGAUCGUUUCCCUCAUGAGUUUUCCAGACACGAUACUGACCAGAGCGAAUCAUCCAAUAUUCCUUUAACUCAUACACAACACCAGCAUGCACCUCCUUAUCAGCCUAAUACAGCUGUGCAAAUGCAUGAUUUAUAAAAAUCACACACAUAUCUUUUUUUUUUUAAACAACAUUUCUAUUUAUUAACUAGUAACAUUAUACAUAUACACAUUCCUUUCCUACUUCCUCCCCC
This is a messenger RNA of Mucor mucedo, 2892 nucleotides long. RefSeq lists its product as uncharacterized. Gene Ontology annotation, molecular function: protein binding. The transcript is spliced from 7 exons. The record is from RefSeq and is a predicted model, not a curated record. Lineage: Eukaryota; Fungi; Mucoromycota; Mucoromycetes; Mucorales; Mucoraceae. The coding region runs from base 65 to 2797 and encodes 910 amino acids.